AUGGCAGGGGAUAUUGUGGUGGGGAUGCUCUAUAACUUAGUUCUACCUCUUCUUCUGCUUGCAGGAAAAACAGGGACGUUCCUGCUGCUCAUCUGUUCUACCAGCGUGACGUUUCUGGCUCUCCAGUGUUUCAUGCAGAUCACUUUUGCCUACGUACCUCAGUAUGAGAACGAAUAUUGGGAAAAUGUUCUCUACCAUCUGGGCAUUGUACGGUUCAGUUUGGUGGAUGCAGGGGACAUUUUGCGUCUCUUAGCCCCUGAUCUGGGUCUCUUCCUGUCUGGGCUCUUCAUACUCUGCCUGGUCAGGAAGCUGCUACGCCCCGCGCCCCAACUUAAUGUCCACGAGAACUGUAUCAAACCCUCUGACCCUGAGAAUGUGGAGAUGUCCGACUCAGAGUCUGAAGAUGGGAGUGAUGUCACAGAUGGCUCAUCCUAUGACAGCUCAGAUGAAAUCACAGCGGCGCCAGCAACCCCUCCUCAGUUUGUCCAGAAGUUCAUUGCAUUUGCCCUUGGACUGCGCCUCUUGCUGUCUGCCAUCAUGAACACAGCAGGGAAAGUAGUGGUCACCAUACUACUGGGGCUAGCAGGCAUUGCCAUGCCCUCCCUGACCUCGGCGGUGUAUUUCGGGACGUUCCUGGGCCUGGUGUGGUGGUGGGUGUUACUCCGCUCCCUCAGUUUGCUGUUCUUCAGUACCCUCUGUGUGAUGAUGGCUAUAUUCAGCGCCGGUCACCUGCUGAGCCUCUACCUGUACCAGCUGCCCCUGGCCCAACAGAUCGUACCUCCACAGGACAUCUACGCCAGGCUGUUUGGUAUGACAGCGUUCAUCUGGACCAAUGAGACGGAGCCAUACAGUCUGGGUCUGCAGGCAGAUGUCAGCUGGCCUGUCUUCACCAACCCCAUUGUGCUGCUGCUCCUCUAUUACACAAUGGUGGCUCUGCUGCACAAGUGGGUCUACAUCACUGAAGAAGAGCUACUGACCAGUACGGAUGAUGAAAUUUAUAUGCCAGAUGAGGAGAUGCAGGAGAGGAGGAGUGAGGUGUCUAUGAGGGAGAGGAAGAGUGAGGUGUCUAUGAACGAGGAGAGGAGUGAGGUGUCUAUGAACGAGGGGAGGAGUGAGGUGUCUAUGAGGGAGGGGAGGAGUGAGGUGUCUAUGAACGAGGAGAGGAGUGAGGUGUCUAUGAACGAGGAGAGGAGUGAGGUGUCUAUGAACGAGGAGAGGAGUGAGGUGUCUAUGAACGAGGGGAGGAGUGAGGUGUCUAUGAACGAGGAGAGGAGUGAGGUGUCUAUGAGCGAGGAAGAUAAUGUGCCCACCCCUCCUGGCCCCAGUGGACUGGCUUUGUUUGGCCUGUUCAUCAUGAAGCACAGCUAUGUCAGCGCACUCAUCAUCAUGAUGGUGUGGAGCAUCACCUAUAACAGCUGGCUGACGUUCGCCCUGCUGGUGUGGUCGUGUGUGAUCUGGAUGAUGCGUGACCGUCGGCGCUACGCCAUGAUGAGCGCUCCCUUCCUGGCGGUGUACGGCACCUUGCUGUUGCUGCUCGCCUUCCUAAGCGGCCUGAGGCUGCGGCAGGACGAGCUGUACCCUGGCCUGCCACAUGCCGUGCUGGUGGACUUUGACAUGGCCACGUACCCAGCACCCUGCAUCCACCUGGGAGGCAAGGUGUUCUACGCCUUCAGCUUCUGGCUACUGUUCCGCCAACAACUGAAGGAGAAACAGGAAGAGCAGGAUCUCAAGGAGUCUGACGAGUCUCUGGAUGAAGUGAAAGUACUCCCACCGGAUGAAGGUGAAACCUCCCCCAUAAUGGAGAUGCUGGGUUCAGCGGUCAAAGGAACCCUGGUGAAGUACUGGAUCCUGUUCUGCUGCUACAUGUUCUUUGUGGUCAGCUUCUCUGGGAAGGUGAUGGUCUACAAGAUCCUCUACAUCGUGCUGUUCCUCUUCUGUGUUGCCCUCUACCAGAUCCGUUGUGACGUGUGGAGGCGAGUACUGAAGUACUUCUGGGCGGUGGUGGUAGGCUACUCCAUGAUGGUCCUGAUUGCCAUCUACAUGUACCAGUUCAAGACCGUCUCUGGCCUCUUCAGGCAGAUCAUGGGCAUGUCUGAGGAAGGUCUGCGUGAUCUCGGGUUGGAGCAGUAUGAUACUGUGGAGCUGUUUGCUCGGAUCCUCCUCCCUGCAGCCUUCCUAUUGGCCUGCAUCCUGCAGCUUCACUACUUCAACCAGGACUUCCUGGAUCUCACCAACCUGGACAACGUACCUGUCCACCACGGACAAACCAGAGAGGAAGAGCUGAGGAACUCAGUCAAUGUGAUAGCUGACAUGAUGGCGAAGGAGCAGAGUGAGCAGAUGAGUGGGGAGUCAGAACGUGUGGAGAGUCAGGACACCUUGGACAGUGAUGGACUGUCUGCCUCAUCAGAGAAACCAGAGGAGGAGCAGAAGGGAACAGGUCCCCCAGAGGAGUAUCUGACCCAAUGGGGGUUGAUAGUGGACCGGGCCAGCCUGCUGCUGUUCCAGACUCUGGUUGCCUUCCAGCGGGCUCAGGAGAUGGGCUGGAGGCUGCUGGAGGUUCACAGCCUCAAGAUUGUUUCCACCGGCAUCAUCUGGGUGUCCCUACAAGAGGUGUCCCUGAUGAACUUCCUGUUCCUGGUUCUGUGGACCUUCGCCCUGCCCUUCCCCCGGCUCCGUCCCAUCGCCUCCAGUGUGUCCUCAGUCUGGGCCUGUGUCAUGGUGGUGUGUAAGAUGCUGUACCAGCUCAAGGUCAUCAAACCUCUGGAGUACUCCUCCAACUGCACUGCUAGCCUGGUGUCAGCUAACGGGACAGGGCUGGAGCUGGAGGGGAACAUGGCAGAGCUGCUGAGGAGGUCUGUGCUGUAUGUGAAGCCUGUUGACCCAGCCACAUGGUGUGGAGCGCUGCGCAAGUGUGAAGACAGGAUCCUGCCCUGUCUCAGGAACCACCUGAUGGUGCUGGGGCUGCUGGUGUUUGAGGUGACGGUCCAUAGACACCAGCUCUACUAUCGCCUCCGCAACAACCUCAAGGUCCCCACCUUCAGCAUCAUCUUCCAGGGCAUCACACGCCAGCACCUGGACCACGGCAUCCUGCCCUGCAUCAAAUACUUCAUCAACUACUUCUUCUACAAGUUUGGCCUGGAGGUGUGCUUUGUGGUGGCGGUGAAUGUGAUUGGCCAGCGGAUGGAUUUCUACGCGCUUCUGCACUCCUGUGCUCUGAUGGCCGUUCUGUCACGACGACGCAGGAAAGCCAUGGGGGAGGUGUGGCCUAAGUACUGCUGCUUCACUGCAAGCCUCAUAGUGCUGCAGUACCUACUCUGUAUCGGCAUCCCUCCCGCUCUCUGUGUUGAUUAUCCAUGGAGGACCUCCAGUCAGGCUUUGACCUCCAACCUCAUCAAGUGGCUUUACUUGCCGGACUUUGCCAUGCGUCCCGCCCCUUUCUUCAUCCUCUAUGACCACCUCCUGCUGCUGUGCUCCACGCUGCAGUGGCAGGUGUUUGAGGAGGAGAACCGUGCCGCCGUGCGCCUCAUGGCAGGGGAGAACGUGGAGAUCAGCCGCAGCCUGGACCCGCGCUCCUUCAACCAAUACAUUCCCGUCAACAACUUCCUCCACUGCAGGUCCUACCUGGACAUCGCCAAGGUUUUUGUGUUCAGCUACUUCUUCUGGCUAGUGUUGUGCCUCAUCUUCAUCACGGGCACCACCCGCAUCAACAUCUUCUGCCUGGGCUACCUUGUAGCCUGCUUCUACUUCAUGCUGUUCGGGGGCAGCCUGCUCAUGCAGCCCGUACGAAACAUCCUCAGGCUCUGGGACUGCCUCAUCGGAUACACUUGCUUCGUCAUCGGCAUGAAGAACCUGCUAUCUCUUGGCUCAUGUGCUUAUCUGGACAGCCUGUUGAAGAAUGGCUGCUGGCUCAUUCAGGCCUUCAGCAUGGUCUGUACAAUCGAAGGCUAUGAUGUCUCUGCUCCUGAUGAUGAGUGUGAGCUGCCGGAGGGGGAGGCGGGCAUUGUGUGGGAUGCGAUCUGCUUCACCGUGCUCCUGGCUCAGAGAAGGGUUUUCCUCAGCUACUACUUCCUGUAUGUGGUGUCUGACCUCAGGGCCUCCAAGAUCCUGGCCUCCAGGGGUGCUGAGCUCUUUGAAGCCAAAGUGAAGAAACUGGUUGCUGCCAGACUGGAGAUGGAGAGGAAGUCUGUGGAGACGCUGAAGAAGCAGAUGGAGAAGAUCAAAUCCAAACAUAAGAGUAAGCCUGGCCAGGGAGACGCAGCAGCGCCCCCUAUUGAUAUAGUGCCAAAAGUUGAGAACAACUGUGGCUACCAUCUUUUUGAGAGUGACAGUGAAGAGGAAGAGGAGGAAGUCCAGGAAAAUAAACAGGAAGAGGCUCCACCAAAGAAGAAAUCUGCUUUUCAGUUAGCCUAUGAGGCAUGGGUCACAAGCUCCAAAGCAGCCCUGAAUCUGCACAAAAAAGAAGAGAACAAGAUGAAAAAAGAGGAGAAGAGGAGGGCAAAGAGAGAGCUGCAGAGACAGCAAGGCAUUGAGAGGGCCGAGUCUCAUCAGGACGAGUUGGAGGUGGAAGAGAGAGAUGAAGAGGAGGAGAAAGAAAACACAUUUCAGAGGAUCAUCGACACACUCAAAUUUUUAUGGGUGUUUAUCCUGUCCCUUUUGGAUGACGUCACUGAGGGCCUUAACUCGUUCUGCAAAGAUAACCAGGACAUCUCCAAAGUGCUGCGCUUUGAGAGGGCUCUUCUAGGCCAGCAACAGAAAAAGGGGAAAGAGGUGUCACAGGAGAGUGUGAAGCGCUUCUAUGAGAACUGGAUGUCUAGGCAGAACACUCUGGCCUCACUGGAAGACCAAGAUGACAUAGUUCUCCCCGUCUCCUCCCCACCACCUGUACCCUCAUCACCGCGAGGUUACUCAAAGCUCAAACACGCCCACUCCAAAAUCUCCUGGGGCAGCAGCUUGUCCAGCUGCAUGACGGAUGAGACCCUGCUUGGGUCUCGAGAGCCCACUCUGGAUGAGCUGGAUGUCCCUCCUGUACUCCAGCCAGCUGCCGAGCAACUCAGACGGAAACUACUGAAAACUGCCAACCUGGACCUUGGCUCAUUUGACAGCGAAGACCCUCCACCAAGCAGCCAUGACGAUACUGUUCCUGAUAAGGAGGACAAUGAAGGAGAGGAUGCGUGUAAAAAGGAGGGGGAGUAUACAGUGGAGGUGGAGUAUAGAAUGGAGAAGAAGGAAUGGAGGGAGGAAGAAGAGGAGGAGAGGGAAAAAGCUGUGAUGUUUUCAGGAUUUAUCUCCCUGGACUAUCUGGAGUGUGAUGAGAAGAGCGAAGAUUUCCCAGACUCCCCCCGGCCUCUGAGUGAGACCAGGCACCUCACGGCCAGUGAGCUCCUGCUCAACAACAUGUUUGAUAACGAUGAAAUUGAAGAGUCUGAUAAGUUCUUCCAGUCUCUCCCGAGGCACCUGAGACUGGUGUUUGCCCUGUACAACACCAUGGUGUCGAAGUCGGAGAUGCUGUGCUACUUUGUGAUCAUCCUGAACCACAUGGUGUCUGCCUCCCUGCUCAGCCUGAUCCUGCCCAUCCUUAUCUUCCUCUGGGCCAUGCUGUCUGUGCCACGCCCAACCAAGCGCUUCUGGAUGACUGCCAUCAUCUACACAGAGCUGAUUGUGGUGGUCAAGUAUUUUUUCCAGUUUGGCUUUUUCCCCUGGACUACCUCGGCCUACCGAGGCAUCAAUGCAGAGCGGCCCUUUGCUCUGCCCAACAUCAUUGGGGUAGAGAAGAAAUAUGGCUAUGUUCUCUUUGACUUGAUACAAAUCCUGGCUCUGUUCUUCCAUCGAUCCAUUCUAAAGUGCCACGGUCUUUGGGAUAACAAAGAGGUGGAGAUGCCGGACUUCUUCAAGAAGUUGAAGAAGAAGACGGAGAAGAUGAAGAUGAGUGGAGGAGAAAAAGCAGGGGAUCAACUGAAGCGAAGACUACCCUGCCUCCCUCUCCAGGCCUCGACUGCAUCCUUGUUUUGCAGAUGUGGAAAUGCCAACUCCACUGAGAGAGAUAGUGAUAUGCAGCUCAAAAAGCGCCACUCCAAGAAGAAGAGGCACCACAAUAAAGUUCCCCUGACCAGGAAGGAGAGGAUUAAAAAGCUGAUCAGAGAAAGGAUGCUGGAGGCUAAAGCUGCUAUCAUAGAAGUUGCCCUGCACAUAUACCUACCCAUCAGGCAGUUCUUCUAUGACAUAAUUCACCCAGAGUACAGCCCAGUGUGUGACGUCUACGCUCUCAUGUUUCUGAUUGACGUGGUCAACUUCAUUGUCAUCAUAUUUGGAUACUGGGCUUUUGGGAAACACAGUGCUGCUGCUGACAUCACAGAUGCUCUUGGGGAGGACCAGGUCCCAUCGGCCUUCCUGGUCAUGCUGCUCAUCCAGUUUGGGACCAUGAUAGUGGACCGCGCUCUGUACCUCCGCAAAACCCUAAUGGGAAAAUGUGUCUUCCAAGUGGUGCUGGUGUUUGGUAUCCACUUUUGGAUGUUUUUCAUACUCCCUGGGGUGACUGAGAGGAGGUUCAACAUGAACCAGGUGGCACAGUUGUGGUACUUUGUGAAGUGCAUCUACUUUGGCCUCUCUGCUUACCAGAUCAAGUGUGGCUACCCAAAUAGUGUGCUGGGAAACUUCCUGACCAAGAACUACAACUACCUCAACCUAUUCCUUUUUCAAGGGUUCCGCCUAGUUCCGUUCCUCAUAGAGCUGCGUGCCGUGAUGGACUGGGUCUGGACCGACACCACCCUCAGCCUAGGCAGCUGGAUCUGUGUCGAGGACAUUUAUGCCAACAUCUUCAUACUCAAGUGCUGGAGGGAGUCGGAGAAGAGAUACCCACACACCCCAGGGCAGAAGAAGAAAAUGGUGGUGAAGUAUGGCAUGGGCGGAUUCAUCAUAUUCUUCCUCAUCAGCGUCAUCUGGUUCCCCCUCCUCUUCAUGUCAUUGGUCAAGUCAGUGGCUGGAGUGACCAAUCAGCCUCUAGAUGUCUCUAUUCAGCUCAGCAUAGCAGGAUAUGAGCCACUGUUCACAAUGAGUGCCCAGGAGCAGAACCUGGUGCCAUACUCAGUGGCAGGCCUCAACCGGCUCACCAACCUCUAUGCCACUCACCCUUCAGCCAUGCAGUUCCUUGGGAACUACAUGGCUGAGGACAUUGUCAUUGCAAAGAUCAAGAGUGAUGCCAGUCUGCUGUGGAGCAUCAGCCCUGCCAGCCGUGACGCUAUGAUCCAUGAACUCAGCAACUCCACCCAUAUCUACAUCACCCUGCGAUGGGUACUACUCAGGAAUGUAUCUCUGUCGAUGAACGUGGAGACCAUUGGGGAACACACUGUGAAGUAUGAGGACCGUGCCCUGAGGGACCAGAUAGUUCAGAUGCUCAAAGGGACACGCAGUGACUCUGUGAUCAUUGAGUCUCUCCUGCCCAAGUUCAUCAGAGGUCCCGGAGGACCUGAGUCCAAGAUGGCCACCCGUCUGAAAGUAGAACACUCGGAUCGGCCUGAGGACCUGCAGACUUUUGCCUUCUUCUGGCCCCUGUCCAUCAAACUACAGCGGGCAGAAGACAAUGGAAGUGCAGAGGGGGGUCAGUGGUGGAUAGUGGAGGAAUGCACUCCUGGACAGGGGCUCAUCCAGAGCAGCUGCCACAGCAUUGAGAUAGUGGUGUUCAAUGACAAAGUCAGCCCCGCCAGCCUGGAUGCUCUUGCAGGACAGGGAAUCGUGGGCCUGUACAUGUCAGUGGUGCUGGUCGUCGGGAAGUUUGUCAGGGAAUUCUUCAACGGGAUAUCCCGCUCCAUUAUGUUUGAGGAGCUGCCGUGUGUGGAUCGGGUGUUGAAGCUCUGCACGGACAUCUUUGUGGUGCGAGAGACUGGCGAGAUGGAGCUGGAGGAAACACUGUUUGAGAAGCUAAUCUUCCUGUAUCGCUCACCGGAGACCAUGAUCAAGAUGACUAGAGAGAAGAGCGACUAGCGAGCACGGUGACAUUUGUUAUGAAGAGGAUGAUUUGCUGAUAUAGGCCGUUGGUUCUUAUCUUAUCUGGGGUGUAUUCAUUACUCAGAUUCUGUUGCAAAAUGUUUGCAACAGAAACCAUUUACACCAAACGGAAAGUUUUGUAACGAAAACUAGAGUUUAUUGGACAAAAUCAGGUAGGUUCCUCCCUGUUUCGUUUACUGUUUAAGAACCAAACAGUUAACAUUGCAAGAUGUAAUGAAUACACCCCUGGAGUUGCACUUUUGAUUGUAUUCCUACUAUACAAUGUAUUAAUUUUUUCAAUGACUUUACAACAGAAGACCAUAAUCAAAAAUGUGUCCCUAAUGUUAAACAAUUUAAUUUAAGUUUAGUCGCAACAUUCUGAACAUUGUAGAUACAAAUGUCUUGUAUAAAGCUGACAGAAAUAUAUUAUGUAGAACAGACGUGUUUCGAUCUCAACAUUCUGUAACUUUACACACUGAACACGACCCUGUUUCGUUCCACUGAAAAGCUAAUCUAAAGUAUUAAUUCUCAUUUCACACUGGUCCAUGUACAGUAUUUAAUUCAAUUAAUAAAAUAUUUGAACUACAAUGCCAAGUUCAGAGCUUUUAGCUUACUUUUACAUAUGACCCCUGAAGUGUUAACUUUUUAAGAUCCACUCACGGUUCAUGUUGCCAGGUAAGGCAGGAAUUUAGCAAUCUAGCAGACAAUUAUUUUUAGAUAGGAGUUUUAUUUCAUUUUCUUAAUGACAAAUUAAAUAAAAAUCCAUUCUGUUAGGUCUUCCGUCUCUCGACAAAUCCUGAUGUAACCCUUGCGUUGUCAUCCAUCACAAAGACAUGUUGGCCCGGGACAGUGACAAAUCCUCUUGGCCCCGA
Messenger RNA from Coregonus clupeaformis (lake whitefish), 8852 nucleotides. RefSeq names its product piezo-type mechanosensitive ion channel component 2-like. Lineage: Eukaryota; Metazoa; Chordata; Actinopteri; Salmoniformes; Salmonidae. The transcript has 49 exons. The record is from RefSeq and is a predicted model, not a curated record. The coding region runs from base 1 to 7977 and encodes 2658 amino acids.